AUGGACAAGUCAGAGAGCCAGAUGGAGAUGGUGGAGGGAGCCAGCCCAGCAGGGCAGAAGGGCCGCGGCUUCCUGGAGUUGGGACUGCUGCUGCUACUGCUGCUGGUGGCCGGAGCCCUGGUGGCCCUGGGUGUCCUCUACGCCAACAGCAGAGGGACGUGGCUGCCACCUUUAACUGGUCUGCUUUGUUUCUCAAAGGACGAGAGGACCAGUGUAGAGCGGAGACCCCGAGGGGCUCCAGCCAUCCAAGAGAUGAACAAGAUCUGUACCACUCCUGGCUGUGUGAUCGCAGCUGCCAGGAUCCUUCAAAACAUGGACCCAUCCCAGGAACCGUGUGAUGACUUCUACCAAUACGCGUGUGGUGGUUGGCUGAAGCACCACGUGAUCCCCGAGACCAACUCUCGGUACAGCGUCUUCGACAUCCUUCGGGAUGAACUGGAAGUCAUCCUCAAAGGGGUGCUGGAGAAUUCCACCUCCAAGGACCGGCCGGCUGUGAAGAAGGCCAAGGCAUUGUACCGCUCCUGCAUGAAUGAGAGCAUGAUUGAGAAGCGAGACUCCCAGCCACUGCUGGACAUCUUGGAGGUAGUGGGAGGCUGGCCAGUGGCCACCAACAAUUGGACCAAGACCACAGGCCUCAGGUGGGAGUUGGAACAGCAGCUGGCUAUGAUGAACACUCAGUUCAACAAGCGUUUGCUCAUCGACCUCUUCAUCUGGAAUGAUGACCAGAACUCCAGUCGCCACAUCAUCUAUAUAGACCAGCCCACCCUGGGUAUGCCAUCCCGGGAGUACUACUUCAACGGGGGCAGCAGCCAGAAGGUGCGGGAGGCUUACCUGCAGUUCAUGAUCUCUGUGGCUACAAUGUUGAGGGCUGACAUGAACCUCCCCAAGAAUGACUUCCUGGUGCAGAAGGACAUGGCCAACGUGCUGCAUCUGGAGACACAGCUAGCAAAUGCCACGGCACCCCAGGAGGAAAGGCAUGAUGUCACUGCACUGUACCACCGGAUGGAUCUCCAGGAGCUUCAGAGCAGAUUUAACCUGAAGGGAUUUAACUGGACUGUCUUCAUACAAACGGUGCUAGCCUCUGUCAGAAUCAAGCUGCAGCCAAAUGAGGAAGUGGUGGUCUAUGGCAUCCCCUACCUCAAGAGCCUUGAGGACAUCAUAGAUGCCUAUUCAGCCAGGACCAUGCAGAAUUAUCUGAUUUGGCGCCUGGUACUUGACCACAUCAGCAAUCUGAGCCAGCGAUUCAAGGACACGCGAAUGAAUUAUCGAAAGGCGCUGUAUGGUACGACGGUGGAGGAGGCGCGCUGGCGGGAGUGCGUCAGUUACGUCAACAGCAACAUGGAGAAUGCCGUGGGUUCUCUCUACGUCAGGGAGGCCUUCCCCAGAAACAGCAAGAAGAUGGUGAGAAAGCUCAUUGACAAGGUGCGGGCAGUAUUUGUGGAGACUCUGGACGAGCUGGGCUGGAUGGACGAGGAGUCCAAGCACAAAGCCCAGGAGAAGGCCAUGAAUAUCCGGGAGCAGAUUGGUUAUCCUGAGUACAUCCUGGACGAAAGGAACCAGCAACUAGACGAGGAGUAUUCCAACCUGAACUUCUCCGAGGACCUAUACUUUGAGAACAGCCUGCAGAACCUCAAGGCUGGCGCCCAGAGGAGCCUUAAAAAGUUGCGGGAGAAGGUGGACCCGAACCUCUGGAUCAUAGGAGCAGCGGUGGUCAACGCAUUCUACUCCCCAAACCGAAACCAGAUUGUAUUCCCCGCUGGGAUUCUCCAGCCCCCAUUCUUUAGCAAGGAGCAGCCGCAAGCCUUGAACUUUGGGGGUAUCGGCAUGGUGAUCGGGCAUGAAAUCACCCACGGCUUUGACGACAAUGGCCGGAAUUUUGACAAAGACGGCAACAUGCUGGAUUGGUGGAGCAACUUUUCUGCUCAGCACUUCCGAGACCAGUCCGAGUGCAUGGUCUACCAGUAUGGAAACUACAGCUGGGACCUGGCCGACGAGCUCAACGUGAAUGGGUUCAGCACACUUGGGGAGAACAUUGCAGACAACGGAGGGGUGCGGCAGGCAUAUAAGGCUUACCUGAAGUGGCUGAUGGAAGGCGGUCAGGACUUCCAGCUGCCAGGCCUGGAAAUGACCCAUAACCAGCUUUUCUUCAUCAACUACGCCCAGGUGUGGUGCGGCUCUUACCGGCCCGAGUUCGCCAUCCAGUCCAUUAAGACGGAUGUCCACAGUCCCCUAAAGUACAGAGUGUUGGGCUCACUGCAGAACCUGGCUGCCUUUGCGGACGCGUUCCACUGCGCACGGGGCACCCCGAUGCACCCGAAGGAGCGAUGCCGCAUCUGGUAG
Chrysochloris asiatica (Cape golden mole) is the source of this 2340-nucleotide messenger RNA. RefSeq names its product membrane metallo-endopeptidase-like 1 (gene MMEL1). Gene Ontology annotation, molecular function: metalloendopeptidase activity. The transcript is spliced from 24 exons. The coding region runs from base 1 to 2340 and encodes 779 amino acids. NCBI's taxonomy places the organism in Eukaryota, Metazoa, Chordata, Mammalia, Afrosoricida, Chrysochloridae. Gene Ontology annotation, cellular component: plasma membrane. Gene Ontology annotation, biological process: protein processing. The record is from RefSeq and is a predicted model, not a curated record.